AUGGGUUCUUCUUCUUCUUCUUCUGCAGCUCCUGCGCACCAUGUAUUGUUUUUGGUGGGCAUAAUAGUGUUAUUUGUGAUGUUCUCAUGGUAUAUGAGUUAUGAAGCAGCCUACGAAAGUGUUAUGGAUCAGUUGAGUCUUGUGGUAAUGGCGUCUCCUGUUGUAAUACUUUUGGCAGUGCACUGGCUUUCUGCAAAGGAAAAACAUCACCCAUUUUCUUCUGUGAUGCCCUGUGCAGAGCGCCAUACCAUACAUAAAGCAGGGGGUUCUCCCUGGGGAGUGGGUUUUCUCUUGCUGUUUCUCAUGUUUAUGAUUUCUUACCAGUCUCAUUUACAGGAUCGUACCUGGUUUCCCAUACGGAAAAGAAGCUACUAUUGA
This is a messenger RNA of Cryptomeria japonica (Japanese cedar), 378 nucleotides long. RefSeq lists its product as uncharacterized. Bases 1 to 378 code for a protein of 125 amino acids. The transcript has a single exon. NCBI's taxonomy places the organism in Eukaryota, Viridiplantae, Streptophyta, Pinopsida, Cupressales, Cupressaceae. The record is from RefSeq and is a predicted model, not a curated record.